This is a messenger RNA of Pelodiscus sinensis (Chinese soft-shelled turtle), 4511 nucleotides long. NCBI's taxonomy places the organism in Eukaryota, Metazoa, Chordata, Testudines, Trionychidae. The record is from RefSeq and is a predicted model, not a curated record.
GUGCCUGCAUAAAUAUCACCUACAGCCAGUGCCAAAUGCUGCCAUAUAACCACACCACUCUAACAUCUGUUCUUUCCAUUGUCAAAAACAUUGAAAUGGAAAAGUUCCUCAAGUUCUUCAGUUAUCUCAACCGCCUCAGCUGCUAUCAACACAUCAUGCUGUUCGGCUGUAGCCUUGCUCUUCCUGAGUGCAUCAGUGAUGGUGAUGACAGUCGAGGACUCCUGCCCUGUAGAUCAUUUUGUGAGGCAGCAAAGGAAGGCUGUGAACCAGUUUUGGGGAUGGUGAAUUCUUCAUGGCCAGAGUUCCUCAAAUGUUCCCAGUUCCAAAACAGAACUGAAAAUGACAACAUCACAAGAGUCUGCUUCUCGCCAUGGCAAGAAAGAGGAAAAAAAUUGCUGUGCGGUGGAGAUGAGAGCUUCUUGUGUACCAGUGGAAUCUGCAUCCCUGGGAAACUACAGUGUAAUGGCUACAAUGACUGUGAUGACUGGAGCGAUGAGGCACAUUGCAAUUGCAGUGAGGAUGUGUUCCGUUGUACUACAGGGAAAUGCCUGAAUUACACCUUUGUUUGUGAUGGAUAUGAUGAUUGUGGAGACCUGAGUGAUGAACAAAACUGUGAUUGUAAUCCAUUAAUGCAACAUCGAUGUGGAGAUGGGAGAUGUAUAACGAUAGAUUGGGUAUGUGAUGGUGACCACGAUUGUAUAGACAAGUCAGAUGAAGUCAAUUGCUCAUGUUACAGUCAGGGUCUGGUGGAGUGCAGAAAUGGACAGUGCAUUCCCAGUGCUUUCCAGUGUGAUGGGGAUAAUGACUGUAAGGAUGGAAGCGAUGAAGAUAAUUGCAGUGAAAAUAAGGAUCACACACCAUGUCAGGAAGGAGACCAUAGAUGUAUUGAUACUUCCUGCCCUGAUUCUUGUGGCGUCUCUUCUCUCUGUGACAUGAACAAUAGCCAGACAAAUUGUAGUCAGUGUGAACCAAUUACUCUGGAGCUCUGCAUGAACCUGCCUUACAACUAUACUAACUACCCAAACUACUUGGGCCAUAGGACUCAGAAGGAAGCCUCCAUCAGCUGGGAGUCUUCCCUUUUUCCAGCGUUGGUUCAGACUAACUGCUACAAGUAUCUCAUGUUUUUUGCGUGUACAAUCUUGGUACCAAAAUGUGACCCUCAAACAAAUCAGCGUAUCCCACCCUGCAGAGUGCUGUGUGAACAUUCCAAGGAACGCUGUGAAUCUGUGCUUGGGAUUGUUGGCCUGCAGUGGCCAGAAGACACAGACUGCAUUCAGUUCCCAGAUGAAAACUCAGACAACCGAACUUGCCUAACACCCGAUGAGGAUGUAGAAGAGUGCUCACCUAGCCACUUCAAGUGCCGUUCUGGGAGGUGUGUCUUGGCCUCCAGAAGAUGUGAUGGUCAGGCUGACUGUGAAGAUGAUAGCGAUGAGGACAAUUGUGGUUGUAGAGAAAGAGGUCUUUGGGAAUGUCCAUCAAACAAGCUCUGUAUCCAGCAUGCCAUGAUCUGCGAUGGCUUUCCAGAUUGUCCUGACAAGAUGGAUGAAAAGAACUGCUCAUUUUGCAAGGCAGAUGAGCUUGAAUGUGCCAGUCAUGAUUGCGUGCCACGUGAGCUAUGGUGCGAUGGGCAGCUAGACUGCGUGGACAACUCAGAUGAAUGGAACUGUGUGACUCUAUCUAAAAACACAAGCUCUUUCACAUUCCUGACAAUUCAAAGGUCAGCGAUGAACUACCAUGUUUGUGCCGAUGAGUGGCAAGAAAAUUUAAGCCAACUGGCCUGCAAUCAAAUGGGUUUAGGGGGGCCAUCUGCAACAGAAAUUGUGCAAGAAAAUGAACUACUACACCAUCAGAAGUGGCUGAAUCUGCACUCUGACUGGAAGAAUAAAAAUGCAUCCACGUUGCCUGCCCUUCUACAGAAAGGGCGGUUGUGUGAAAGCAGAAGCAAAGUUUCCCUUCUCUGUACCAAAAAAGAUUGUGGCCGUCGCCCUGCAGCUCGAAUGAGCAAGAGGAUCCUUGGUGGCAGGACUAGUCGUCCAGGACGAUGGCCAUGGCAGUGCUCUCUGCAGAGUGAACCAAGUGGGCACAUAUGUGGCUGUGUUUUGAUUGCAAACAAAUGGGUUUUGACGGUAGCACACUGCUUUGAGGGGAGAGAAAAUGCUGCAGUCUGGAAAGUGGUGUUUGGUAUAAACAAUCUGGAUCAUCCAUCUAUCUUCAUGCAGACCCGACUGGUGAAGACUAUUAUCUUGCAUCCACGCUAUAACAGAGCAGUAGUUGACUAUGAUAUCAGCAUUGUAGAACUAAAUGAAGAUAUCAAUGAGACAAGUUAUGUAAGGCCAGUCUGCUUACCAAGCAGGGAGCAGUUGGUUGAGCCAGAUACCUACUGCUACAUCACAGGCUGGGGACACAUGGGCAACAAAAUGCCUUUUAAACUUCAAGAAGGAGAAGUUCGUAUUAUUUCCCUUGAGCAAUGCCAGUCAUACUUUGACAUGAAAACCAUCACCAACAGGAUGUUAUGUGCAGGCUAUGAGUCUGGAACAGUGGACUCUUGCAUGGGCGACAGUGGAGGACCAUUAGUUUGUGAGCAGCCUGCAGGACGCUGGACAUUGUUUGGUUUAACCUCAUGGGGCUCAGUCUGCUUUUCCAAAGUUUUGGGGCCUGGAGUUUAUAGCAACGUGUCACACUUCAUUGAAUGGAUUGAAAGACAAAUAUACAUCCACACUUUUCUAUUAAACUAAUGCCAGAAGGUUAGCAUUGUGCUGAGAUACGAGGGGCAAAGAUCAUUGGCAUUUAAGCCUUGAAGAUUGUGCAAUCAAGAAAUUAAAGAGAAAGUUACAAGUUCAGUAUUGUUGAUGAAGAGGUAUGGAAAAUGCAGCAUCAGUGAAUUGACUAAACACUCUGCCACUGAAGAUGCUGUAAGGCAGGACUAAUAAUUUUUGUAAUCCUUUUCGAUUUUCCUUUAGCUGUGUUACCAUUCCAGGCACAAUAAAGGUAGAACCAGCCAAUUUUCUGCCUUUCAGACAUUUAAAUGAAGCUGUAGCACACACUUAGUAAAAACGAUAAAUGUUUUAGGGGAAAAUGAACAGUAGUAGUAGUAGUAUAGUUUUAGCCCACAAUUCUUUCAGUGAACAAUAGAAUCAAUACAUUCUUAAAGAUGACACUGAGGUCUGUACUAAAAUGAGCCCUUUUGCUACCUCAAGUUUGCUCCCAUGUUAGCAAAGCAGGGCUUUAUAAAAAAAAUACAACAGGCGUGAGAGACUAUGUAGUUCUUUGAGACAAGUGAUAAGUGGAUUUCUGGACACUGUCACAGUACAAUUAAGUCACAUAGUUCAGACUACUGUAAACUGAAACAUUUACCUCUGAAGUUCAGUAUCUUCAGUUUUGAUGAAUCUAAUGAAAGGUAUAGAAAUAUUCACUGUCUUCUUAUAUAUUAAUAGGAUUAUGGAUUUUUAAACUACUUUUAAGUCAUUGUUGUAUUACAGUUUCACUAUGAGGAAAGAAAGCCCAGUGACUUGACAGUAUGUUUCAUUUGAUAUUAUGGGUUUAGGGGACAGCAAAAUAUGAAAAUAACUCUCCCCUGACCUCCAAGUAAUACAGCUUUAUCCAAAUUUCUUCAAUUCAGGGCUUCAUCUGACUUGUGCAAAAAGAGAGAGGCUGUCAACAUUCUAAUCUUGAAUGCUAAAAGGUAUAGAAUUUACAAUUUCCAAUUGUCCAUGCUCUGUCUUUCUUAAUAGGACCAGCUCCUCCACUGGUGGUCAUUCAGCUCCUCUCUUUUAUUAAAGUUGUCAGCGUCACAGGGUUAUUUUUUUUUUCAGAAAAAAAAAUUGAAAAAUUUCAUUAAAUGAAUAGCCUGUCCUGACUUCUCUGUUCACCAAAAAUAUAAUUAAAGUUGGCUUUGAUUUUAUUGUAAAGCACUGGAACACUUACAGCCCUUCUAAUAUAUAUGUAAGCACUGCCAAAAGAUAAUAUUUAAGGUAAUUUCCUAUUUUCUCAUUGAGUAUAUGGGUCUUGGCCUGCCACCAGCUUUCAAGCAACACUCCCCAGUAACAUAAAUGAGUUCUGCUUAAAAUCUGAUGGCACCAUGUAACCCAUUGAAUCGUAUUACCUUUGUUAGGAAAUUGUGUCCCAAGUGGUGUUAGAAAAGUUUUUUCAAAAUUAUUUCUGCUGCAACAUUCCAUGUAAAGAUAUUUGUAAUUUUAUAAAUGUAUUUUUAUACUGCUUUUCCCUUUCUAUGUGCACAUGAAAAUACUCUAUCUAGGUUUUAAAGAAUCAAACUUACUUCCCCUUUCUGUAUAUUGUCAUAUCUAUGACAAUCAGAAAUAUCUAACAAGCUUAUCCCCAUUUUAAGGUGAUAAACACACAUUUAUUGCUUCACUCCUGUCAACUAUUGUGCCACAUGGAAUUAACAUUGCACCAACUAGACAACUGUGUUUAUUUCUACUCCUGUUAAACAAGUAUGUAUAACAUUUCUCCAAUAAUUUCUGUGAUUCAAAAUAAACAUGUUUUUAUUCUUG